Messenger RNA from Girardinichthys multiradiatus, 4010 nucleotides. It is a transcript of the gene galr1a, whose product is annotated as galanin receptor 1a. Gene Ontology annotation, biological process: negative regulation of adenylate cyclase activity; G protein-coupled receptor signaling pathway; positive regulation of cytosolic calcium ion concentration. The coding region runs from base 792 to 1859 and encodes 355 amino acids. The record is from RefSeq and is a predicted model, not a curated record. Gene Ontology annotation, cellular component: membrane. The transcript has 3 exons. Gene Ontology annotation, molecular function: galanin receptor activity. NCBI's taxonomy places the organism in Eukaryota, Metazoa, Chordata, Actinopteri, Cyprinodontiformes, Goodeidae.
UAAAAACAACGAGUCAUCAAAAGAAAAAGCUUUAAAUAUGUAAAUAUGACAUUUAAAGACACAAAGUGCCUCCAAAGGAAAGAUUUACAUCUAAAUGAUCAGUUUUAUGAUACAUAGAAAGUAUAAAUAAAUCUUGGAUUUGAUGAAAGAAGAUACUAAUAAAAAAGUUGUGGAGUCAUGUUUGUAAUUCUCAGCAGAAUCUGAGCUGAUGAUUUCUUGAUUGUUUUCUCAUGGACCAACAGUGACUCAGGUGGUAGGGGUUCAUCCCGUACCCUGUGGGUUGCCGGUUCAAACCCCCGCUGCGUCCAUCUCAAUCGUUAUGUCCUUGGGCAAGACGCUUCACCCUCCUUGCCUGCUGAUGGUGGUCAGAGGGGCCUGCUGGCUGCGAUUGGAGGGCAGCUGUGGCUACAGUGUAGCUCACCCCUGUCAGUGUGUGAGUGACUGAUUGUGGUGGAAAGCACUGUGGGCUCCUCAGAACUGAUAAAGUGUUAUACAAGUGCAGGUCAUUUGUUUUAAUCUGUUGCAACAGUUAUAGUCUAAAAAGACAUUUACCUUAAUCAUCCAAGACCCAGAGCUUGUUAUUUCAUGACCCCCAGAGAGGUCCUCACCCCACCUUUGGGAACCACUGCUUUAAAGCCUUUGCGGGUCAGCUGUGGAGCCGCACAGGUUGCGCACAGUUUGCUGACGUUGGCUGUGAAGCAGAGGCAGCUCCAUCCCAACUUCCCUUCAGGAGGAAGUCCAUCCAGCUCUGAGAGGAUGCUCUGCUUUUAACAUUUACUGAAGUGAAAAAGAUGGAGCAGCAGGUGGAGAACCAAAGUCAGCUCUUCAACACAGGGGCGCUGCCGGCUAAACUCCUCCUGGGGGUGGGGGUUGAUAACUUUAUUUCCCUUCUUAUAUUCGGGAUCAUCUUUAUUCUGGGAGUGCUGGGGAACAGCCUGGUGAUCACCGUCCUGGCGCGGAGCAAACCGGGACAGCCAAGGAGCACCACCAACAUCUUCAUCCUGAACCUGAGCGUAGCGGACCUGUCCUACCUCCUCUUCUGCGUCCCCUUCCAGUCCACCAUCUACAUGCUGCCCACCUGGGUGCUGGGAGCCUUCAUCUGCAAGUUCAUCCACUACUUCUUCACCGUCUCCAUGCUGGUCAGCAUCUUCACCCUGUCCGCCAUGUCCGUGGACCGCUACGUGGCCAUCGUCCACGCCAGGAAAGCCUCGUCAAUCCGCGUGGGGAGGCACGCGCUGCUCGGCGUGGUGCUGAUCUGGGUCGUGUCUGUGGUGAUGGCCGCGCCUGUGGCGCACUACCAGAGCAUCGUGGAGAGGGAGGACAACAACACCUUCUGCUGGGAGGUCUGGCCGGAGCAGCACAGGAAGGUCUACGUGAUGUGCACCUUCGUGUUCGGUUACCUGCUGCCGCUCAGCCUCAUCUCAGUCUGCUACGCAAAGGUCUUAAACCAUCUCCACAAAAAGCUGAAGAAUGUCUCCAAGAAAUCAGAGGUGUCUAAAAAGAAGACUGCUCAGACCGUCCUGGUGGUGGUUGUGGUCUUCUGCCUGUCCUGGCUGCCUCACCACAUUGUCCACCUGUGGGUGGAGUUCGGCUCCUUCCCCCUGAACCAGGCCUCCUUCGUCUUCAGGAUGGUGGCUCACUGCUUGGCCUACAGCAACUCCUCUGUCAACCCCAUCAUCUAUGCCUUCUUGUCCGAGAACUUCAGGAACUCCUAUAAGCAGUUGUUCUGGUGUGGGGCGCCCGGCGAGUGUCCAUUGAAUGAAACCAGAGACCCGCGCUGCAGAAUGGAAAUGCCACCCUCCACUAAAGUCAGUGUGACUUACAAAGGUCAUGGCUCUCAGACCAGUAAAAUGCUUUGAUGGCUAUAAUCCUAAAUGAUGGUGGAGAUCAUAUUCUCCUUUAUAUACUGACAUUUCCAGCUGCAAGUCCACCAAUAGAUGGACAGGAUGUAUUAAGUAGUGAUUUCAAGACGUUUUGGACUGUUUUCUGUUAGUCUUAAGCAGGUGCAACAGCAGGAUCAGCAGGAUAAGCUGACAUUUUCUAACUUUUCUAACAACAAAAAACAUGUUUUUUGUCAAACAUUUGAUGAAGUGAUCAGAAUAAAACUAAAGAUAACCCAGACACCAACAGAUGACACAAUGUGCUGUUAAGGCAAGUAAUAACAGCAAAGUAUCCAGUUCAUAAAGCAAAGAUUAAUUUUGUGAAUAAUCCAGUUAGAAGGAGGAAGUAAGGAAGUUUGUUGUCUGAGAGAAGUAGUUUGAAGACUUAACUGACCGGCACCCUGAGGAUGGAUUAAAAAGCUGCCUAUCUCCAGCUGUCUACAGGCGAGAGGUAGGGGACACCCCGGACAGGUCACCAGUCCACUGCAGGGCAACACAUAGACACACAGGAGAAACAACCAGGCACACCUAGGGGCAAUUGAGAAAGAUUAAUUAACAGUCAUGUUUUUGGACUGUAGAAGGAAGCCAGAGCACCCAGAGAGAGCCCAUGCAUGCACGGGGAGAACAUGCAAGCUCCAUGCAGAAAGACCCCCAGCUAGGUAUUAACCCAGGACCCUUAGAUGCAAGGCAACAGUGUUACCAACCGCACCACCAUGCAGCCCAAACAGCAAUUCACAACACUAAAAUUUAGGUAGCAUUCAGAUAGACCAGAGGUGGCCAACUCCAGUCAUCGGUUUCCCUGGUCCAACAUGCCUGAAUCAGACGAACGGUUCAUUAGCAGAACACAGGCUCUUGAGGACCGAAGAUGACAACCCCAGAUACAGAUGUAAUUCUUCUUCGCUGGUCCUGACCAGCAGAGGUGUCAGUACUCUGUUAAUUCCCUGGCUGCAACUAUGUGUCAUAGCCAUGACAUAUUCUGUGUUGUGUCCUCUUCUUGGUGCCACCAGUGCCUCUGCUGGAGUUCAUCGGGGGAAAUGACUUCUCCCUCUCUGCAAGGAUUCCUCCUGACUUCCUGCCAGGAGUGUGUCCCUCGUCGUUGUUGCUCCUAAACUUCUCCUCCUCACCUUGUAUUGUAGGAAUCUUAUUGGCUGCUACCCUAGUCAGCUGCCCUGUGGUUGAUGGUUACACCCUGCAAACAGUAUAUCAUUAUCAGAGAGUAGAAUGAGAGCCUUGACAUUAAAUAGAUCUAAAAUGUGAAUAAACCUAAUAAUUAUUGCAAAUAACAUUCCUAGCAUGCAAGGAAACAAAAAGAACUGAUGACACCUGGGAUUUAACAAUUGAGAUUUAAAAUAUGAGACAUUCUGAAAUAUUGUCAGAAAUGAUUAUAUUAUCUAAUCUGUUUUACUUUGCUGAAUAAAUAUAACUUCUAUAGAUUCAGAAUGGAACAUUUUAUUUGUCAGUGCAUCAGGUUUUUUGUUGCAGAACAACAGCUUAACUCCAAGGCAUGCAGCAGAAAAGGGCAGAAAGUGAUGAAGAUAUUAAAUUUGAUGAAUAAAUGAUUAAUUUAAUUAUUCUCAGAGUUGCAGCCAUCAAUUUGUCAGAUAUUAUCUGGGUUCAAGUCCUGGAGGUAACAAGCUCAGCUGCUUACUCAGUCCAGCAACACUCGAGUUCCUCCUCAUAUAUCCCAAGCUGUUCUCAGCCCAAAAGGGUGUAUUAUAUGAAUCCCUCCAGUCAGUUCUGGGUUUAGAUAAGAGUCUCCUGCCAGUUGGACGUGCUCCAACCUCCUAAGAAGUUCAUGAAGAGGCAUUCUGAUCAGUUGACUCUCUAUAACUAAAUGUGAAGGUUGAUCAAAAGGUUGCACUGUACUGAAUGAAUAGGAUUCUAUUUGUCAGGAUAUACGUUGGACCCAUUGGUGUAGAGGCCAUACAGUCACAUUUGCUGGUGCUACACAGAAAAAUUUGUCCCGAUUAAAGUGAGUCUUAAAGCUGAAGUUAGAUGUUAGUCUGGGUUGUCUGAGCUGCCGCACCCUGUUGGCAGUCAGACGCCUCGGAGCUCCUCCGGUACUUGGUCCCCAGAAGCGAUCAGACUCUAUCUAAAGACUCUUAAAGGAACGACUCUCAAACAGUUUCU